This is a messenger RNA of Boeremia exigua, 1766 nucleotides long. Its product is annotated as endoplasmic reticulum-golgi intermediate compartment protein-like protein 3. The record is from RefSeq and is a predicted model, not a curated record. NCBI's taxonomy places the organism in Eukaryota, Fungi, Ascomycota, Dothideomycetes, Pleosporales, Didymellaceae. Gene Ontology annotation, cellular component: COPII-coated ER to Golgi transport vesicle; endoplasmic reticulum membrane; endoplasmic reticulum. The transcript is spliced from 3 exons. The coding region runs from base 274 to 1581 and encodes 435 amino acids. Gene Ontology annotation, biological process: retrograde vesicle-mediated transport, Golgi to endoplasmic reticulum; endoplasmic reticulum to Golgi vesicle-mediated transport.
UGUCCUUUACUCAGCCGAGCGCCGCAAACACCACGCGUCUCCAGUUCACUUCUCUCUGUACAAUGAUAUUACUGCCACGGCAUUGAUCUUGCCAGGCCUCUCACUCCUUUGACGUCUCUCGACAAGCUGUUGCAACUGCGUCUGCAAUUGCAAUUCUCGGUACGCGGACCGAGACACUUGCUUGCCCGUGCUACAACUCCCCGGUCUCACAUCCACGCUUCACAACCCUGAACACCCUUUCGAUCCCAACUGCUUGCAGUGCAAUUCGCAACGAUGCCGCCCAAGUCCGCUUUCACGCGUCUCGACGCCUUCACAAAAACCGUCGAAGAUGCGCGCGUCCGCACAACCUCUGGAGGAAUUGUCACAAUCGUGAGCUUGCUGGUGAUCUUAUGGUUGACAUUAGGCGAGUGGGCAGACUACAGGCGGGUGAUAGUCCGCCCUGAGCUGGUUGUAGACAAGGGCAGAGGCGAGCGCAUGCAGAUCAGCUUGAACAUUACAUUCCCGCGAAUGCCUUGCGAGUUGCUCACCCUCGAUAUCAUGGAUGUGUCCGGCGAGCUGCAGAUGGGUGUCGCACACGGUAUCAACAAAGUGCGACUGAGCCCCGAGAAGGAGGGCAGCACGGACAUCGAGACUAAGGCUCUUGAUCUACACAAAGAUGAAGCCUCUCAUCUUGCCCCCGACUACUGCGGCGAAUGCUACGGCGCGCCCGCUCCCACCAACGCACAUAGGUCCGGCUGCUGCAACACUUGCGACGAAGUACGCGACGCUUACGCCUCGGUAUCGUGGUCUUUCGGCCGUGGCGAGGGUGUUGAGCAGUGCGAGCGUGAGCAUUACGCCGAACACCUUGAUGCACAGCGCCAGGAAGGAUGUCGUCUCGAGGGUAGUAUCAAGGUCAACAAGGUCAUUGGCAACUUCCACAUUGCCCCUGGAAAGUCUUUCUCCAACGGCAACCUACACGUACAUGACCUCGAAAACUACUUCAAGGACGAGUAUGCGCAUACCUUCACCCACAAGAUUCAUCACCUCCGCUUUGGUCCCCAGCUCAACGACGAGGUGGUGCAGAACAUGGCGAAGCAUCCCCAAGCACUUGGUCCAGGUGGCUGGACGAACCACCACAUCAAUCCUCUGGAUGGUACCGACCAGCACACAGACGAGAAGGCUUUCAACUACAUGUACUUUGUCAAGGUCGUCUCCACUGCUUACCUGCCGCUUGGCUGGGAGAAGGAGGCGCCCAACCCUACACACGAAGACGUCGGUGCGGUCAUUGAGGGAAACCACAAGGGAAGCAUCGAAACGCAUCAAUACUCCGUUACAAGCCACAAGAGGAGUCUUCAGGGUGGCACUGACGAGCAGGAAGGUCACAAGGAGCGCAUUCAUGCACGUGGUGGCAUCCCGGGUGUCUUUUUCUCAUAUGAUAUCUCGCCAAUGAAGGUUAUCAAUCGCGAAGUGCGCGAUAAGUCUUUCUCUGGCUUUCUCGUUGGUCUGUGCGCCGUCAUUGGCGGUACACUCACAGUGGCUGCCGCAGUUGACCGUGCGCUUUACGAAGGCGUCAACAAGAUCAAGAAGAUUCAUUCGAACUGAACUCGGGAAAUCUGUUUCAUUACAAUUUGGACAGGACAGCAACUAGCGGUCUGACCGAUAUAUUCGUGGGCUGUAGGCCAGGAGUUACGGUGUAUCUAUUCGGCUAUUUGGAUUUUGGUGGGCCUAACAGGCUUAGAUCUACGAACCGAGAGGUCAAGAGCAUUUGGAGCUGAGCUGGGAAUUGC